Salmo salar (Atlantic salmon) is the source of this 3208-nucleotide messenger RNA. RefSeq lists its product as uncharacterized. The record is from RefSeq and is a predicted model, not a curated record. Gene Ontology annotation, biological process: regulation of DNA-templated transcription. Gene Ontology annotation, molecular function: RNA polymerase II cis-regulatory region sequence-specific DNA binding; DNA-binding transcription factor activity, RNA polymerase II-specific. NCBI's taxonomy places the organism in Eukaryota, Metazoa, Chordata, Actinopteri, Salmoniformes, Salmonidae.
AAUACGCCAAUAGGUGUAGUCUGCCAUAAAAUCUUAAAGGAGAACAAGACAACAGAAAGUUGUUGACGAGGACAGCUAGCGACGAACAGUUCAUAUCAUACAAAGAAACAGCUUCCACAAUGGGUCGGGACAAAGCUAGUCCGUCCCCCUCCACACUCCAGGAGUCCCCAGGUCCACCGCCUCUCCGUACUUUACUGCUGGUUCUGGUCGACUGUAGGAAAACACCAGGGCAGAGUGGAACUGAGAGACGAGAAGAGGAACAUGGAGAUAUGAUUUCAUUACGUAAGAACCAUGGGGACAUCAAUAAUCGUUGCUCUCUUAGUGGGAGGGGCUUAUCAUCUGGACAGCCUCAACAACAUCAUGAUGCUGACAAGAAAGAGAAGAGUCUCUCCAGAUCAGAACACUUCAAGAAACACCAGCAUAGAGGUAUAGGGAAGAAACCUCACCACUGCUGCUCUGACUGUGGGAAGAGUUUGGCUGAACAAGACUUGACAAUUCAUGAGCAAAUUCACACUCUAGAGCAUGCAUCUAAAACCUUGAAAUCUCAUCUGAGAACUCAUUCAGGGGAGGGACCUUAUACCUGCUUUGAUUGUGGAAAAUACUUAAAUCAGUCAGGAGCCCAGACUAAACACACAGGAGAGAAGCCUUAUAGCUGUGAUCAGUGUGGGAAGAGCUUCAGUCAAUCAGGACACCUGACUAUACACCAACGCAUACACACAGGAGAGAAGUCUUAUGGCUGUGAUCAGUGUGGGAAGAGCUUCAGUCAAUCAGGACACCUGGCUAUACACCAGCGCAUACACACAGGAGAGAAGCCUCAUAGCUGUGAUCAGUGUGGGAAGAGCUUCAAUAAUUCAGGAGACCUGACUACACACCAACGCAUACACACAGGAGAGAAGCCUUAUAGCUGUGAUCAGUGUGGGAAGAUUUUCAAUCACUCAGGGGCCCUGACUAGACACCAACGCAUACACACAGGAGAGAAGCCUUAUAGCUGUGAUCAGUGUGGGAAGAGCUUCAAUAAGUCAGGAUCCCUGAAUACACACCAACGCAUACACACAGGAGAGAAGCCUUAUAGCUGUGAUCAGUGUGGGAAGAUUUUCAAUCACUCAGGAUCCCUGACUAGACACCAACGCAUACACACAGGAGAGAAGCCUUAUAGCUGUGAUCAGUGUGGGAAGAGCUUCAAUCAAUCAGGAUCCCUGACUACACACCAACGCAUACACACAGGAGAGAAGCCUUAUAGCUGUGAUCAGUGUGGGAAGAGCUUCAAUAAGUUAGGACACCUGACUACACACCAGCGCAUACACACAGGAGAGAAGCCUUAUAGCUGUGAUCAGUGUGGGAAGAGCUUUGCUCAAUUUGGAAUCCUGGCUACACACCAACGCAUACACACAGGAGAGAAGCCUUAUAGCUGUGAUCAGUGUGGGAAGAGCUUCAGUCGAUCAGGAGACCUGACUACACACCAGCGCUUACACACAGGAGAGAAACCUUAUAGCUGUGGUCAGUGUGGGAAGAGCUUCAGUCGAUCAGGAGACCUGACUACACACCAACGCAUACACACAGGAGAGAAGCCUUAUAGCUGUGAUCAGUGUGGGAAGAGCUUCAGUCAAUCAGGACACCUGACUAUACACCAACGCAUACACACAGGAGAGAAGUCUUAUGGCUGUGAUCAGUGUGGGAAGAGCUUCAGUCAAUCAGGACACCUGGCUAUACACCAGCGCAUACACACAGGAGAGAAGCCUCAUAGCUGUGAUCAGUGUGGGAAGAGCUUCAAUAAUUCAGGAGACCUGACUACACACCAACGCAUACACACAGGAGAGAAGCCUUAUAGCUGUGAUCAGUGUGGGAAGAUUUUCAAUCACUCAGGGGCCCUGACUAGACACCAACGCAUACACACAGGAGAGAAGCCUUAUAGCUGUGAUCAGUGUGGGAAGAGCUUCAAUAAGUCAGGAUCCCUGAAUACACACCAACGCAUACACACAGGAGAGAAGCCUUAUAGCUGUGAUCAGUGUGGGAAGAUUUUCAAUCACUCAGGAUCCCUGACUAGACACCAACGCAUACACACAGGAGAGAAGCCUUAUAGCUGUGAUCAGUGUGGGAAGAGCUUCAAUCAAUCAGGAUCCCUGACUACACACCAACGCAUACACACAGGAGAGAAGCCUUAUAGCUGUGAUCAGUGUGGGAAGAGCUUCAAUAAGUUAGGACACCUGACUACACACCAGCGCAUACACACAGGAGAGAAGCCUUAUAGCUGUGAUCAGUGUGGGAAGAGCUUUGCUCAAUUUGGAAUCCUGGCUACACACCAACGCAUACACACAGGAGAGAAGCCUUAUAGCUGUGAUCAGUGUGGGAAGAGCUUCAGUCGAUCAGGAGACCUGACUACACACCAGCGCUUACACACAGGAGAGAAACCUUAUAGCUGUGGUCAGUGUGGGAAGAGCUUCAGUCAAUCAGGAAACCUGACUAAACACCAGCGAAUACACACAGGAGAGAAAUCUUACUCCUGUCUAUGUGGAAAGAGCUUUGCUGGUUCAGGGUCACUGAAAAAACACCAGAAAGCACAAACGUUUUCUUUCAUUUCCCUCCUCUCUGGCACUGGUUCCAGAUCCCUAAGUAAGUUUAAAUAGAAAACAUGUUAAGAGUCAUGUCUCCCAUUCUCUAACAGUUUACUAAGUCUGAUUGCCAUGGUAACCUGUGUAGCAUAAUAUGCAGCUCUGCAUCCAUAUGUAUCAAGUGUCUUGGAGUAGGAGUGCUGUGUGUGGGAUGGGGUGGGGGUGUUCAGCGCUGUAUCUUUUAUUUUCUUAACUCAUAUUAUCCAUUAAAUAAUGUAUAAUAAAAUGUUUCACCACUAGUAGGUGUAUAUUCAUGUGUGGGGGGAAAUGUUGUCUGAAGGGAGAGCCUUGAAUUGUACUGCUUGUCUCAUACAAUCAUUGGUUCCUGUAGGUGCUGGGUAGAGAUGUGAGGGGGAGAUGGUCAUGACCCCCUCAGACAUUUUGGCAGAACGUCCAGAAUAUGUUCUAUAAGUUACAUGCAGGAACCAAACGUUAAUGAUGAAUAAUGUAAAUCAUGCAAAUAUAACUUGUCUGUGUAAGCAGUAUAUAAGAGAACUAACGGGACUGCCCCGAAAGAGCUCCCGACCGAAGUGUACUAUGGUGCAUUAAGUUUGUUGCAACCUCUCCAGCUUGCUGAUAAUAAAGAAUGAUGCAUUUAA